Penicillium taxi is the source of this 414-nucleotide messenger RNA. RefSeq lists its product as uncharacterized. NCBI's taxonomy places the organism in Eukaryota, Fungi, Ascomycota, Eurotiomycetes, Eurotiales, Aspergillaceae. The transcript is spliced from 3 exons. The record is from RefSeq and is a predicted model, not a curated record. Bases 1 to 414 code for a protein of 137 amino acids.
AUGUCACGCCGAACACCUCUUUACCUGGGCCUCGCCGUCGCCGGUGCAGGCGGUUACUACCUGUACCGCGCUGGCGGAGACGUCAAAAGCGCAAAGCAUGAGUUGAAGAUUGAUGCCGAGAAGGCGCGCGAGAAGCUCCCUCACUCUGAUAAUCUCCAGCAGAAAGGUCAGGAUAUUGGCAAAGAGGCUGGAGGCCAGAUUGACGAUGCUCUCAACAAUGCCCGCUCCAAAUUCAACCAACUGGACGAACGCACAUCCGAGCUCGCACACGAUGGCAAGUCCAAAUUCAGCGAACUGAGCGAGGAAGCCCGUGCAAAGUUCAACGCCGGUGUUGAUAAGGCUGAUCGCACUGUUGAGAAGACUGCUGCUGAUGCGAAGGGAACUGUCAAUGGCUGGUUUGGCGGCAAGAAAUAG